AAGAGAUGGCAGCCGGGGAGACGCAGCUCUAUGCAAAGGUCUCCAACAAGCUCAAGGUCCGCGGCACGCCCUCGCUCCUGGAGCCCCUGCUGGGAAUGGGCUUCCCGGUACACACCGCGCUGAAGGCACUGGCGGCCACUGGGAGAAAGACAGCGGAAGAGGCAUCCGACUGGCUACGUUGUCACCGCAAUGACCCUUCUCUGGACGAUCCCAUCCCCCAGGAGUACGCCCUGUUCCUUUGUCCCACGGGGCCCCUGCUGGAGCAGCUUCAGGAGUUCUGGAGGGAGAGCAAGCGUCAGUGCACGAAGAACCGGGCCCACGAGGUCUUCCCUCACAUAACGCUCUGUGACUUCUUCACGUGCGAAGACCACAAGGUGGAGUGUCUGUACGAGGCUCUGAAGAGAGCUGGGGACAGGAUCCGGGCUUCCUUCCCCUUGGUCAUCCCUCUGGCUCUCCAUUCUUCCAUCAGCUACCUGGGCUUCUUCGUCAACGACAGCCCCGCGGACGUCAUCCGGGAAUUCGCCACCACGUUCGCUAUGGAAGUGGCUGUCCUGGCAGACUGCACCGUGAAGCCUUGCACCAAGCAGCUGCAUCUGACCCUGGCCCACAAGUUCUACCCCCACCACCAGAGGACGCUGGAGCAGCUGGCCAGAGCCAUCCGCCCAGGCCACAGCUGCCCGUGGACUGCCACGCUGUACUCCAGAGACAUGCGCUUUGUGCACUACCAGACCCUGAGGGCCCUAUUCCAGUACAAACCCCAGAACGAGGACGAGCUGACACUAAGUCCCGGCGACUACAUCUUCGUGGACCCCACCCAGCAGGAAGAAGCCAGUGAGGGCUGGGUGAUUGGGACCUCCCAGCGGACCGGCUGCCGCGGCUUCCUGCCGGAGAACUACACGGAGCAAGCCAACGAGUCUGACACGUGGGUUAAGCACAGGACAUACACCUUCAGUUUGGCCACGGAUCUGGUCUCCAGAAAGGACGGGGAAGCCAGCAGCAGGCGAAAUGGAGAACCCUACCCUCCACAGACGCCGAGGGACAUUAGCAGCAUCCAGGCUUUACAGGCCACGAUAGCGAGGAAGAGUGUGUUGGUGGUACGCCAUGGGGAGAGAGUGGAUCAAAUCUUCGGGAAGUCGUGGCUGCAGCAGUGCUCCACUCCUGAUGGGAAAUACUACCGGCCAGACCUGAACUUCCCCUGCAGUCUGCCCAGAAGAAGCAAUGGUAUCAAAGACUUUGAAAAUGAUCCUCCAUUAUCAUCGUGUGGAAUUUUCCAGUCCCGAAUGGCAGGGGAAGCACUACUGGAAAGUGGCAUCAGAAUCACCUCCGUCUUCACCUCCCCAGCCCUCCGCUGUGUGCAGACAGCCAGACACAUCCUCGAAGAGCUCAAACUGGAGAAAAAAAUUAAGAUAAGAGUGGAACCCGGCAUCUUUGAAUGGACAAAAUGGGAGUCCGGCAAAACCACCCCAACCCUCAUGACCCUGGACGAGCUGAAAGAGGCGGAUUUCAACGUCAGCAUGGAUUACAGACCUGCGUUUCCCCUCGCCUCCCUCCUGCCGGCCGAGAGCUAUGAUGAGUAUGUGAACAGGUGUGCGGUGAGCGUCGGAUGGAUCACCAGCACCUGCCCACAGGACGUGGGUGUCAUCCUGAUUGUGAGCCACGGCUCGGCGCUGGACUCCUGCACCCGCCCGCUUUUGAGGCUGCCCCCCCGGGAUAGCAGAGACUUCGCCCAGAUGGUGAGAAAGAUUCCUUCUCUGGGUAUGUGCUUCUGCGAAGAAAAUAAAGAGGAAGGGAAGUGGGAGCUGGUGAACCCUCCUGUGAAGACGCUGACCCAUGGCUCAAACUCCGCGUUUAACUGGACAAACUGGAUCCCCGGCAGCUGAGAGACUCGCGCUCGCUCUGCGCGGCUCCGCGCCUAGGAGGCAAAGCUCUUGGCGGGGUCCGGGCAACGCUGGCGCUUGAGGGCGUCCUACGCCCCCUCGACGUGAUUUGCAGCCGCACAAGACGCACUUUCACCUCCCAGGAUGUUCGCCCACCCGCUGCCACUUUUGUAGCCGCCACCAGUGGCCCUCUGUCCCGCGAGCUCAGACCCAGUAAGGCGUGGGCAUGCCGCGCGGCCCGGAGGGAAGCCAGCCACUGCGACCCACCACAGAGGACAGAAGGCCGUGCCCGCUGUGGCUCGUGGGUUCUGAUGAGUCUCGUUCCCAUCGUUCUCCCGGGUCUGUUUCAACGCCCUUUUGGCUACACCCACACAGGCCAAAAGGGACACAAUAGUCAAUAAAAUCUCUUGAGAAACCA
Molecule: messenger RNA, 2295 nt
Organism: Hyaena hyaena (striped hyena)
Lineage: Eukaryota; Metazoa; Chordata; Mammalia; Carnivora; Hyaenidae
Gene: UBASH3A
Product: ubiquitin associated and SH3 domain containing A
Exons: 14
Coding region: 6-1880 (624 amino acids)
Biological process (GO): negative regulation of T cell receptor signaling pathway
Cellular component (GO): cytoplasm
Molecular function (GO): protein binding
Source: RefSeq, a predicted model, not a curated record